GCGUGGUGUACUUGUAUUUCCAUAUAGAUCAUACUGGCGUUCACCGACAGCCGCUUCACGCUUAAUCGAUCGCAGAUGCUAGUCGUAGUACAAAUAAUAGAACGGUAUAUCGUCUGCUGAACGCGAGAUAGCAGAGAUGAAGAAAAUACUCUCGAUUUCCAGCUCUUUGGAUAACGCCUGAUAUUCGGAGCGCACGUGUGUUGAGGAACAAGAUAAAUUUGCAGGGGAUUCAUUCCAAGUAUAUUUAGCACAUAUUAGCCUAUUGAUACAGUGUAGAUGUAGCGAUAACAUCGUUCGAGGAUCGAAUUUACAACUUACAUCGACCUGUUUUUCUAAAGAGCAAUAUCGAACAAUCAUGUUUAUGGUUUGGUUGACUAUUGUAGUUGCAGCAAAUCACUAUGUCGUUACUGCCACCACUGGUCCUGCUAGCUCUACCACCGCCGAUGGGUUGCACAUGGAACCUGUUCGCGACUGGGACGUGAUUCUCGGUGGUGUAUUUCCUAUCCGAACCCGUGCUGAAAACAAUACUUGUGGAAAGCCUAGCCUACAUGGAUUACAGGAAAAAUAUGCUAUGAUUUACGCUGUGAACAAAAUAAUUAAUGACGAAAGCUUAUUGCCGGGGCUACGGAUUGGAACCAAAAUCUAUGAUUCGUGCGACUCUAUCUCCCAGGCAACCAAGCAAGCCAUGACUUUCAUCUUAGAUACUACUUUUAAGGAAACAUGUCAAUGCGCAAUCGAAAGUCAGAGUUCAGGUCCACUGCUAGGGGUAGUUGGAGGAUCGUCAAGUUCAAUAUCGGCUCAAAUGGCGAGUUUAUUCAGAAUUGAGAAAAUAACGCAAGUGAGCUAUUGGGCAACCAGUUCGGAGCUCAACAACCGAUUCCGCUACGGCUACCACUUCCGCACCGUACCAUCUGACGCGGGGCUAAACAGCGCCAUCAUACAACUCGUCAACGAAUUUAACUGGAACUACUUGUCUGUUGUGUAUGAGGACUCGAGUUUCGGUCGCAAAGCUUUAGAGGAUUUGCAGAAACAGACCAACGCAUAUAACAUCUGCCUUGCUGAAGUAAAGAAGUUUUCUUAUGAUACAAAAAUGGCUACCGAAGACGAGUUUCAUCGAAUUGCCGCAAAAUUGAGCGAAGCUAAGAAGGCUAAAGUUGUGAUUGUGUACGCAAAGAGGAAGGAGAUGGACAUGUUAUUUGAGAGUGUACGUAAGAGGGAGCCCGAGCUCAGUGAACGUUUCGUCUGGUUACUAAGUUACAAUCAAGCAGAUGAAUAUUAUCCACAUGAGAUUGAGGGCGCUUUUCUAUUCUCGCAUUGGACUCAGUCAAGCGUGACAUUUGAGAGAGAAUUUGUAUCUGAGUUUCUAAGAAAUACAGAGAAUGUGCACACGUUAGCAAUGGCAGGAACAACCAAGUACGGUAUUAAUCACACCAAUGAUGCAAAGGAGUUAGUAAGCUCCAUGUCGCAGAAAGUUCCAUUUAUCAUCGACUCAGUUUACAGUUUUGCACAUGCUCUUCAAAAUAUGAUGAAGAAAUAUAACGUGACGAAACUUCCGACAUCGUUAUUAAUGGAUAGAGAGGCAAGAGAGUUAUUCGCAAAGAACAUGGCAGAGGUCUCAUUUAAAGGGAUGAGCGGUAACCAAAUUGAGUUCAACGAUAAAGGGACUAUUCAUUCUGCAAAAUACUUGAUUCGUCAGUUUCGUUCCAAUGGGACAUACAAGUGGAUAGACGUAGGCGUUUAUAAAAACAAUACCUUGACGUUAUUUGAAAACAAUCUUGUUUUUAAAAGUCCAAAUAUUAAAUUUCCAAAUUCAGUUUGCGCAGAAUCCUGUGCAGCAAAUGAAGAACUGAUCCGAGAUGAUGAGAACAGUCGGUGCUGUUGGGUGUGUCGAAAGUGUACAGUACUUCAAUAUCUGACACCUGGACGCAGGUGUAAAAAAUGUUCUCCUAAACAAAGACCGAACGCUAACAAAACCGAAUGUUACGACAUUCCAAUUGAAACUAUGACGUUGUAUAAUAAAUGGGGAGCUGGUGUGUCACUUGUGUCCUUUAUUGGCAUGAUCGUUGUUGUAGCGACGGCGGCCAUUUUGUUAAAGUAUCGCGAUACACCAAUCGUAAAGGCUUCUGGGAAAGAGUUAAGUUAUCUGUUGUUAUGGGGAAUUUUUCUGGCCUAUCUGAAUGGGUUAAUAGGAUCAAACAGACCGACAGCAGGUAUAUGUACGCUAAUACGUUUGGGAAUCGGUUCCAGUUACACGUUGUGUUUCGCUGCAAUUCUGAUUAAGACGAACAGGAUCUCUCGUAUAUUCAAUCGCUCAAGACGAGGGGCAAUGAAGACCACGCAUUGCAUAAGUCCUGCAUCUCAGGUUGCUCUCUGUCUCCUACUGUUUGGAAUACAGCUCGUCAUUAUUAUCGUCUGGUUAAUCAUUAAACCGCCGCAGACGGUGUACCAUCAACCGACUGACCUCCGGUUGCAGUUAGUAUGUGGUGUUUUAACCGACUCUUCCUUUAUGAUUGUGUUGAUUUAUCCGGCUUUUCUCCUUCUUGUUUGCGUUUUUUAUGCAUUCAAAACAAGAAAAUGCCCGUCGGGUUUCAACGAAACAAAGUUCAUUGGUUUCACGGCUUAUAUAACGUGCAUCAUUUGGUUAUCAUUCAUACCUGUCUAUUUCAUUACGCAGAACAUGCCGUUACGUCAGACUGCCCUCAACGUUGCACUUGCGCUAAGUGCUACGGUUGCCUUCAUUUUUUUAUUUGCACCAAAAAUCUUCAUUAUUUUAUUUAGACCAGAGAAAAACACAAAACGUAGCAUUAUGGGAUCGUCAAAUGGAGCAAGAACACGGACAUUCAAAGACAUCGUCAAGUCUGUACAAGCACAGCAUAUGGGCGAUAAGGCGUCGUCAGAUUUAAUGACCAGUGGCAAGAAACCGUCACUAGCUAUGGUAGUUCUAGCCGCUAAGAAACUUGAAUUACAACGCGCAGCAGCGGCAGCAGCGGCAGCGGAGACGGAAGCACAGCCAAAUCCAACAGACACCGCAAACGGAGAGGCUGAAGUUAUCGCAGAAGUACACCGAGAGGACGACAGCGGAAUCGUUGACAACACUACCAACGACCAACAGACACCGAUGUUGAGUGCAACCGACAAUUAGUUCAGAUCAUAAAAAAUAAUCAUUUAGGCUUAAAUUUAUAUUGUGAUUUUAUUACAAUUAUAUGAGUAUAUUGUAUCGUUGUGGUCUCCGCAUUAAUUCAUUCCCGGCAAUAAAUAUACUUUGCACAUUCGUCAAACCAUUAUUGAAAGUUUGAUAUUACAGUUUAAAGAUAGGCUAGGCUUGCCAUCAUAAGAACAUUUAAGAACAAUAAGAUAUUAUUAUGUAAGAUGCCGUACGUAAGUAACUUCACUACAUUUUCUAAAAUAGAAAAAAUCGAUCGAGUUUGCCUCCUGAUCACAACGUUAUAAUAGGUGUGUUUGAAAUAGGCAGAGUUAAUACGGUUGCUACCUAAGAAUGAUAAUAUCAUCGACGUACGUUAUAAUUUACCCAAUAAUCAUGAAAGUACAGAUCAUGUUUGAAUUAACCUGGUUCAACUAUGUUUUCAUAACAUUAAAAAAGCCUAUUGUAAAUUACGCCAGAAUUGAGCCUACAAUAAAUUAAUUAGAUAUUUUUUGAAUUGACAUUAUUGAAGCUUAAAACUAUGUUUUUAAGUAGUAUUUGCAUCCAUGGAUAGUGUUUCUGUGAUCAGAGAACACAAAAAACCGGAAAAUGGCAGGGUUAAAAGUAAACUUAUUUAUAUAGGCCUGUAUAAGUUUUUGAUUAAAUUGUUGUGAAAAUGUUCUUUGAUAAAAAGCUGUUGUAAAAUCUAUUGUUGAAAUAUUUAUAACAAUUUUACAAUAACCAUUAUUUAUAUUGCUAAACAGCUACAUUGUAAUCAAAAUUGUUUGUAUAUAAUAGGCCUAUUCAUUUUUGUAGCUCUGAACAAUAAAGUUCGCUGAACAUUAACUUAA
Anneissia japonica is the source of this 3993-nucleotide messenger RNA. RefSeq names its product metabotropic glutamate receptor-like. Bases 356 to 3142 code for a protein of 928 amino acids. Gene Ontology annotation, molecular function: adenylate cyclase inhibiting G protein-coupled glutamate receptor activity. Lineage: Eukaryota; Metazoa; Echinodermata; Crinoidea; Comatulida; Comatulidae. Gene Ontology annotation, biological process: G protein-coupled receptor signaling pathway. Gene Ontology annotation, cellular component: membrane. The record is from RefSeq and is a predicted model, not a curated record. The transcript has 7 exons.